AUGGAUGUCUUGCUACAAAAUGUGGAAGGCUGCAGUUGGGAGCUUCAUCUCUGUUCAAGGGGAUUUGCAAAGUACUAUUUCAGUAAAGGCUGGAGAACGUUUGCCAAGGAGAACAAGCUAAAUAUUGGUGAUUGUGUGGUUUUUGAACUCAUUGAUAGACAUCCAGCUGAGGUAACAAAUCCAGAUGGCGUAUUGGAUGUCUUGCUGCAAAAUGAGGAAGGUCUCAGUUGGGAGGUUCUUGUCAGACCAAAUGGACUCGAUCAAUACAUAUUCUGUACAGGCUGGAAAGACUUUGCCACAGACAACAAGCUGAAAAUUGGCAAUUAUGUGAUUUUCGAACUAAUUGAUAGACUUCCAGAUUCAACGUUUGCAAUGAACUUCCGUAUCUGUCGUAUUUCAGUUCCUGUUCCUUCUCCAGUUCGUGUGCAAGAAAGUGCCGGACCACAGGAAGCAUGUUUCACUCGUCUACCUUCUUCUCUGCUUGCACAGGAAAUAAAAUCACGUGGAAGGGGAUGUGAAAAUACGACUAUAAGAAAGGGAGGCUCUGAUAAUCACGAGAAGCUUGCUUCAGCAAUAGCAGCCGAGAGCAAAGUCAAUUCUUUCAGUUCUCCCUUUCCUUCCUUCUGGACCAUUGUGAAGCCUUCCAACGUUACCUGUAUUAAUAUACCGGUUAAAUUUGGGAGAGAACAUCUUCCAACAAAAUGUGGGGAAGAAAUAAUGGAUCAUGUCUUACUUCAAAACGUGGAAGGCCGCAGUUGGGACCUUCGUGCUAAGUUAUUUGGAUGUGAUAUGUACCGGUUAAAUACAGGAUGGAAAACAUUUGCCACAGACAACAAGCUGAAUAUUGGUGAUAGCGUGCUUUUUGAACUCAUUGGUAGACUUCCAGAUGCAACAUUUGUAAUGAACUUCCACAUCUAUGAGUUCCAGACUUUGCUGACGAUGAUUUGGAUGAUGAAUGAGGCGGCUCUUCGGCCAGGGGUAUCGAAUGUUUUACUGAACUACUUUGCUGCUUCGCCUUAUGUUUUCAUCAGAGGACACACAGAAACAUAUGUAAUAUUAUGGGAUUCAUAUAUUUGCUUCUAA
Molecule: messenger RNA, 1083 nt
Organism: Papaver somniferum (opium poppy)
Lineage: Eukaryota; Viridiplantae; Streptophyta; Magnoliopsida; Ranunculales; Papaveraceae
Product: B3 domain-containing protein REM9-like
Exons: 4
Coding region: 1-1083 (360 amino acids)
Molecular function (GO): DNA binding
Source: RefSeq, a predicted model, not a curated record